AUGAGGUGAGGGCGCAGUUUUUGUGCAUGCAUGAGCGAACCCACCGAAUGCCUGUUCACCUCGGGACGGUGAGGGAGGGGAGGAAACAAGUCCAUUGCAAUAAAGCAGGGUGUGACUGCAAAGUAUUUCAAACAAACCAGAGUGUUCCCGUGGGCUUCCAGCGCAGCCGUGCUGUCAUGUUACACACUUUCCGCGGCCUGAGAGAUUAGACACUUACAGGAAGCAGAGAUCGCCGUCAUGAUUGGGACGAUUAAUGCGUGGUUGUGGUGGGACCGGCUGUGGCUGCCGGGAAACCUCACGUGGGCAGAUCUCGAAGACGAGGAAGGGCUCGUCUACGCCAGAGCAUCCCACCUCUACGCCACUGUGCCAUAUGCUUUAGUCUUCCUUGUAGUCAGAUACCUGUUUGAAAGGUUGAUAGCGGCACCGCUUGCAGCUUCGAUUGGCAUUACAGAGAAUCCCAGAUGCAAAGUGGAGCACAAUGCUGUUCUUGACCAUUAUUUCAGUACAAAGUCAAAACACCCCAGACAGGCAGAUAUUGAUGGCCUGUGCAAAAAAUGCAGCUAUUCAAAUAGACAAGUGGAGCGCUGGUUCAGAAGGAGACGAAACCAGGACCGUCCUGGGGUUCUGAAAAAAUUCAGAGAGGCCAGUUGGCGAUUGGUGUUUUAUCUGGCGGCGUUCGUUGGUGGAAUCAUAGCCCUGUAUGAUAAACCCUGGUUUCAUAAUUUGCGGGAGAUGUGGAAUGGCUAUCCCAGACAGUCCAUGCUGGAGUCUCAGUACUGCUAUUAUAUUGUGGAGAUGAGCUUCUAUUUGUCACUAGUGCUCAGAAUAACCUUCGAUGUCAAACGAAAGGACUUUAAAGAGCAGAUCGUCCAUCACUGGGCCACACUGACGCUGUUGGCUUUCUCAUGGUGUGGGAACUACAUCCGGGUCGGGACCCUGGUCAUGCUCAUUCACGAUUCCUCUGAUAUUCUUUUGGAGUCUGCCAAGAUCUUGAACUACGCCAAAUGGAAAAGAACGUGCAACGGCAUCUUCGUGGUAUUUGCUGCUGUCUUCAUAGGCACGCGACUCAUAAUCUUUCCAUUUUGGAUCAUUCACUGCACGUGGGUUUAUCCACCAGACUAUUACCCACCAUUCUUUGGAUAUUACUUUUUUAACUUCAUGCUCGUCAUCCUGUUGAUGCUGCACAUAUUCUGGGCGUAUCUGAUUCUGCGUAUGGUGAAGAUGUUCGUUUUCGGAAGUGUAAGUUGUUCUAUAUUUAUAUUUGGGAAUGCGUUUAUUUUUCAAAAAUGGUCUUGUUUGUAUUGUCUCACAUUACAGUGGGUUAGCAAAUAAUUUGGGGUAGU
Messenger RNA from Sinocyclocheilus grahami, 1343 nucleotides. RefSeq names its product ceramide synthase 2-like. Gene Ontology annotation, cellular component: membrane. NCBI's taxonomy places the organism in Eukaryota, Metazoa, Chordata, Actinopteri, Cypriniformes, Cyprinidae. The transcript is spliced from 10 exons. The record is from RefSeq and is a predicted model, not a curated record. Gene Ontology annotation, molecular function: sphingosine N-acyltransferase activity; DNA binding. Gene Ontology annotation, biological process: ceramide biosynthetic process. The coding region runs from base 238 to 1332 and encodes 364 amino acids.